UAUAAGGAGAAUUAGAGGAAAUAAGAGGGCACAACAAACAAGAAGGGCGCACAGAACAACAGGAAAACGCUUCCAUGUGCUGACGGAAUCAGAGAAACUGUGAAGGCAGAUCGAGACAUCAGGACGUUUUUCCUCUCCUGCUGCCGCUGCGUCCGGAGCAUCUCAGCGGAGGAUGCUGCGUCUGUCGAACCGCUGCUAUCCGCUCGGAAUCCGCGCAGUCUCCUCAGCUGAAUCUCACUGUGAUUAUCACAGCGUGUGACGGGUGGAGGGCGAUGUGCGAACAGGCUUUCGGGGAGAGCAAAGGUUGCCCGAACGUUCAGGAGGGUUUUCCCUGAGCAUCUGCGAGGAUUUUCUGCGCGCAGUGCUCCUCAGUCGCAUCGCUGCCGAUUUGUGCUCCACGCAAAGGAGGGAGAAAGACAGACUCCUCAUCUCAUCACUGUUAAAUUAUUUAGGAGGAUCUGUUCCUCAAGCUCAAGCAAUGCCAGGGUCUUUGUUUUACAUGUUCUGUGCAUGAUUUUGAAAUCAGGCUCGAAGUGGCGGUGACACGGAUGAAAGCCGAUGGCCAGGCGCUCCGAAUUUCCUCAGAAGGGGGAUGCAACCUAAAAUAACCCCGGCGCCAAAUGCUUUCCGCACAUCGCAAGCCGAGGGAGCCCUGAAUCUGUGACACGUACGGCUUCUCCAGAGACUGUCCCCCUUCCUGUCCCCCUCCACUCGCAGCCCGGACAUCGGUGACUUUUUAAUGGCUUUUGUGUUCAGAAGAUGGAGGGUUUUACUGGUGCUGAACGUGCUUGCUGUUGCCGGGUUCAUGACUUUUUGGGCCAAGUGCAACACACGCAGCGUCCAAGCCACCGGUCCGGAGGCUCCGGCUGACGGGAAGCGGCCCCGGGGCAACGGGACGGCGCAGGGGCCCAAUAUCAGCCAUGAGGUGCUGCUGAAGAGGCUCAGCUCGCUGGAGGACGUGGUGUACAGGCAGUUAAACGGUCUGUCCAAAUCUCUGGGCCUGAUUGAGGGAUUUGGGGGUCGGGGUAAAGGCGGCCUCCCCGCCACGCUGUCUCCAGCUGAGGAGAGCGAUGCUAAAUACCUGAGGGAGAAGUACGGCUACAACGCCUACCUCAGUGACAGAAUCUCCCUGGAUCGGACCAUACCGGACCACCGGCCCAGCAAAUGCAGAAAGGUCAGCUACCCGAGAGACCUCCCCCAGAUCUCCCUCAUCUUCAUCUUCGUCAAUGAGGCUCUGUCCGUGAUCCUGCGCUCAGUCCACUCAGCUGUCAAUCACACACCGGCUCACUUGCUCAAAGACAUCAUCUUGGUGGAUGACAACAGCGAUGAUGAGCAGCUGAAAGGACCGCUGGAGGAGUAUGUGAACAAGCGCUACCCCGGCCUGGUGAAGAUCGUGAGGAACCAGAAGAGAGAGGGACUGAUCCGGGCCAGAAUCGAGGGCUGGAAGGUGGCCACCGGCGAGGUGACGGGAUUUUUUGAUGCCCACGUGGAGUUCACACCGGCCUGGGCCGAGCCGGUUCUGGCUAGAAUAAAGGAGGACCACAAGAAGAUCAUUUUGCCCUCCAUCGACAACAUCAAGCACGACACGUUCGAGGUGGAGCGCUAUGAGAACUCAGGCCAUGGCUAUAACUGGGAGCUGUGGUGCAUGUACAUCAACCCGCCCAAACAGUGGUGGGACGAGGGGGACAUGUCUGCUCCCAUCAGGACUCCCGCCAUGAUUGGCUGCUCCUUCGUGGCUAACCGCGAUUACUUUGGCGAGCUCGGCCUGCUCGACUCAGGCAUGGACGUCUAUGGAGGGGAGAACAUCGAACUGGGCAUCAGGGUGUGGCUGUGUGGAGGCAGUAUGGAGGUGCUGCCUUGUUCCAGGGUGGCUCACAUCGCACGGAUGAAGAAACCCUACCAUAGUAACAUAGCUUUCCACACACGGCGUAAUGCUCUGCGCGUGGCUGAGGUCUGGAUGGAUGAGUACAAGUCCAAUGUCUACCUGGCCUGGAACAUCCCCAUGGAGAACCACGGUAUUGAUUAUGGAGACAUCUCUCAGCGGGUUGCCCUGAGGAAGAGUCUGCAGUGUAAGAGCUUUGAAUGGUACCUCGACAAUGUUUACCCAGAGAUGAGGAGGUACAACAACACGCUGUUCUACGGCGAGAUUCGUAACUCUAAGGUGAGCCAUCUGUGUAUGGAUCAGGGCAUGAAGGAGAACCACACGGCCACUCUGCAUCCGUGUCAUGGAUGGGGUCCUCAGUUAGGACGUUACACCAAAGAGGGUCAGCUGUUCCUGGGUCCUCUGGGCAGCACCGGGGAGGACACUCGCUGUGUGGUGGACGAUCAGAUCAGCAGCUUUCCUCAGCUCCUCAACUGUGAGAAAGUGACCAACAUAAAGCAGAAGACAUGGCAUUUCUCUCAGAACGAAUCAAUCAUAAACCGAGCCACAGGACGCUGUCUGGAGGUGGUGCCGGCUAACGUUUACUUCGGCCACCUGCUGGUCCUGCAGCCCUGCUCCGGGCAGAGGUGGACCAUCAAGAACACCAUGAAGCAGUAGUUGACCGGCCAAUUUCACCGGGACCAAUGACACCUGAGGCCAUUUUCAAGAGCUGUCGCCUGACCUCAGCUUGGCCAAGCCACAACCGAUGAGGCAGAGGCUCCUUGUUUUCACAAGACAAGACGGAGGUGGUUUAAAAGAUUUGAGCUGUGAACAUCUCACUGAUACAAGUGUUGUGAAAAAUGGUUGUGUUGUACAAACUGGACAAACUGAUGCAAGUUUCGCAUGAGGACUGUUUCUUUCAAUGUGACAUUGCCAUAAAUCCUGUAUGUGCCACUUCUCUACGCUGUUGUCUAAGGACUGAGGUUCGAUCAGCCAAAACUUCUUCUGUCUUACAUGGGGGAAAAAUAAGGUGUCUGUCUUCAUCCUCAAAAUCUCCCUGAUUAUUUCAUUCUAUAUUAUAUUCAUUUCAUUCUGUAUUAUAUGUCUUUCAAGAUGUAUAAAGAAUAAACACCUGGGAUUAAGGUUUCAGUAAUAAGCACUGAGCAGAAUACAUUAGUAGUUAGUGUUAGGCUUCGUCAGUGGCUCUCAACUUUUUAGCUUAAGUCACCUGAAAAUGAAGGAGUGCCAACUUACAACAGGCACAGAUUCAACAGUGAAUCAAAUAUUAAUGCCCAAAAAGGGAUUUUUAUUUCCUUCUUACAAAAGUCCAGACCCUGUAAAUAUUUCUGAUUUGACAAAAAAAGCAUUAACAAUAAAUAUUUCUUGGUGUAUUGGGGCCUACUUGUUUGCAGUUAUUGUAAAUCAUCUCAAGUCACGUCAAAAAUAACUGUCGAGGGCUACUGGGUGAAAUCAUGGUUUUAUACGUCGUGGAUGCAUUUGUCUUUUCUCUGAAUUUUUACUUCAAGCAUUCUGUAGCACCAAAUGCAGUACAACUUGUAGCAUGAUUGUAAGUACUGUAUGCACAAGGGGACAAAGUUUAGUUGUGCUGAGUCGUUUUAUUCUCUUACUUGCUGAGUGCCAUAACUGCUGCAGACGGCCAAAACUAACGAAGCACUUUUUUGGACACAGAGAUGGAACUGCAGACCAUGAGGGGAAAAAUGAAUCAGGAAAAAAAUGCACAAGUGUAUCGACUGUGGAGAAGCUGGAGGCCUUCAAGGCAAGCAUUGUAAUGUUGAUGUAUAUGAUGUCAUAUGUUCAGUUAAUUCAGUGUUAUCAGUUGGAUUUUUGCUCCUGAGAUUGUCUUCCAAUAAAAAACUGGUUUCCUGG
Molecule: messenger RNA, 3748 nt
Organism: Toxotes jaculatrix (banded archerfish)
Lineage: Eukaryota; Metazoa; Chordata; Actinopteri; Toxotidae
Gene: galnt17
Product: polypeptide N-acetylgalactosaminyltransferase 17
Exons: 12
Coding region: 740-2539 (599 amino acids)
Cellular component (GO): Golgi apparatus
Source: RefSeq, a predicted model, not a curated record